Caenorhabditis briggsae is the source of this 363-nucleotide messenger RNA. NCBI's taxonomy places the organism in Eukaryota, Metazoa, Nematoda, Chromadorea, Rhabditida, Rhabditidae. The transcript is spliced from 4 exons. Bases 1 to 363 code for a protein of 120 amino acids. The record is from RefSeq and is a predicted model, not a curated record.
AUGCUGAUGAAUGGACCGAGCAAGAAAAAGCACCGCAAUCUAGCGUCUUCAUCUCGUCUUGGAAAUCAUCUAUUUGAGUUAUCAUCUCUUCUGGCUAUUUCGAGAAAACUGAACAGGACCCCAACUGUUUUUGCAGUUGAACCUUAUCAUGAAAAAAUGCUGCAAGAUACGGAUUUAGUGAUUCCAGGGUUGCUUGAUCAUUUUCUGAUUAUCAACUCGACUCUCCUCACUCCACUUUUGGAUGGUGGUUGGGAUACUUGUCGAAAGGCAAUCAAGUGUAUUAUACUGAUAUUAGAUAUACGGAUGAUCCAUCAGGAACAUUCAGUGCAGACGAUUACUACCCAACGAACUGGAUACCUUUAA